CUUUUCAAACCCCCCCUCCCUCUUCUCCUUCUCUCUCUCUCCUUUUUUUUUUUUCUUCUCCUCCCUUCUCUCUCUCUCUGCAACAAAGCUGAGCUAAUUCCCAUAAGGGUUUACAGCAGUAGGGGGGACACGGCUUUCUUUGACGUUCAAGGCCCGGCAUCUCCUCACCGCCGAUCGCGGUGACACCAUCUCUCUCUCUUCUCUAUUUCCCUAUUAUAUAUAUAAAGGUCAACAACUUCCUGUCCUCUCCUCUCUGUUUUCCACCACCACCCCUCCUCCCUGCUUCAAAUCCCCCCCCUCCCCCUCUUCCCCACCUCCCCCCUUCCUCUCGCUCUCUCUCUUUCUCUCACGCGCUCGCGCCCCUUCCUCCCUUUCUUGCCCAGUUCUCUUAUAAAAGUCUCACCUUUAUCCAUUUUGCGUGCUCUUAUCCUCUUUUACAAGCCUUAGCAAUGGAAAAGGAGAGAUUUUUCAGCACCACACCCCCUCAAAAUUGGCAAGCCGGCGAACCCCGGCUGCCGCCACCCCCGGAGAUGACGUCCGUCCCCGCCGGCGACUGCUUCCUCAACCUCAACUGGGAGCAGGCGAUCGAGCAGGGCACCCACCUCGACUCGGCUCUCUCCUCCCUCGUGUCGUCGCCGUCCUCCAACCCCACCACCGUGGCCGCCAACGACAGCGUCGUCAUCCGGGAGCUCAUCGGCCGCCUCGGAAGCAUCUGCAAUUCCGGCGAGAUCUCGCCGACUUCUCGCUACCACGGCACCAACACCUCUUGUUACAGUACUCCCCUGAAUUCCCCUCCCCAGCUUAAUUUGUCCAUGAUGGAGGGCCGGGGAGGAUUGCCGGUUUCCGGCAACAUGGCGAUGCCCGCCGCCCAACUGUCACCGUUUGCUGCCGACCCAGGGUUCGCCGAGCGGGCCGCGCGGUCAUGCUUCGGAGGGAGGAGCUACGGCGGGUUGACCAGCCAGUUCGGGCCGUCGGAGACCGGCAAGCUGUCAAGGGUCUCGAGCAGCCAGUCUCUGAUGGGAAGUGGGUCUCAGAUGGACAUUUCGGAGAAUGGUAAGGAGACUGCAAUGCAGGAGAGAGCCCAAUUGGAGAUGGGAAUGAGGUCCAAGUUAGGGGGUAGGUUGUCGGGGUCUUCGACGCCGGACAAUGGGGAAUUCGGCAGCGGGCAGGAGGAAUCAUCGGCCUCGGAUCGGAUCACAGCUGGUGGGGAAGCAUCCUUGAGGGGCAACAGUGAGAACAAUGCAAGGAAACGGAAGGCACCUCCAAAGGGGAAAGGAAAGGAGCCACCUUUGUCCUCCUCUGGCACGAAUCCUCCCAAGAGAUCGGAGGAGGUGGAUUCCAGUGCAAAGAGAAGUAAACCAGCUGAAACCAAUGGAACCGACAAAGAUGCAGCGGUUAAGCCGAAGGCCGAGCAGAAUGGCGGUGCGAGCUCUAGUGGUGAUUCUGGUCAAAAACAGGGGAAGGAGAAUAAUGCCAAGCCCCCCGAGCCUCCGAAAGAUUAUAUCCAUGUCAGGGCUCGAAGAGGCCAAGCCACCGAUAGCCACAGCCUUGCGGAAAGGGUUAGAAGAGAGAAGAUCAGCGAAAGGAUGAAAUUGCUCCAAGAUCUAGUGCCAGGCUGCAAUAAGGUAACUGGCAAAGCAGUUAUGCUUGAUGAGAUUAUAAACUAUGUGCAGUCAUUGCAGCGCCAAGUUGAGUUCCUUUCGAUGAAGCUGGCGGCCGUGAAUCCUCAGUUAGACUUCAAUGUGGAAAAUCUCCUCCCAAAAGAUAUGCAUCAAGCAAGUGGGCCUAUGCCGCCGCCGCCGCCGCCGCCGCUUUAUCCAUUAGAUGCCUCAAGCACGGCAUUCUCGUAUGCUCACCAACCUCAGGGGGCAUCUCUGCAGAGUGUUGUGACCAAUGGCCUGGAGAACCAGUGCUCUUUAAACCCAUUGGACUCCUCUCUGCAUCGAAGUCUAAGCAUGCAAUUACCUCCCCUCGAUGGCUUCGGGGAUGCCACCUCUCCGGUUGGGACUUUCUGGGAGGAUGACCUCCAGAGUGUUGUUCAGAUGGGGUUUGGGCAGAGCCAGGAGAAUGCAUAUUCCUCUCAGGGAUUCCAUGUGCAGGUACAAUUCACACAAAUCACAUGAAGAUUGAACUCUAAUUCUUUGAAUUCAGAGUAAGAGAGACCUUUGUAUAUACCGAGAUGUUGGUUCGAGACAUCACAGGAAGCUUUGAACUAACAACCAUUAGGUCUGAGCGCAAAAUUUGUGCAAAGAUUCCUUUGACACCAGUUGUAGGAUCAUAACCGGUGAGCGCGAGAGCAAGAAGAAAUUCAGUAUUAUGAUGUCGUAUUGUAUUAUCAUGAGAAUACUAUUAGUUCUUAGUUCAUGAUGUUUCUAUCAUUGUUCAUUGCAAUUCUCACAUCCUCAUUGCGUCUUUUGUGAGAUGAAUUUGGAUGAGUGUUGGAAGAUCUUAAGGAUACUGUUACUGCCUUAAUUUGUGGAAAAAAUGAAUUGCUUGCUCUGUAAA
Messenger RNA from Phoenix dactylifera (date palm), 2505 nucleotides. RefSeq names its product transcription factor bHLH78-like. NCBI's taxonomy places the organism in Eukaryota, Viridiplantae, Streptophyta, Magnoliopsida, Arecales, Arecaceae. Gene Ontology annotation, biological process: regulation of DNA-templated transcription. Gene Ontology annotation, molecular function: DNA-binding transcription factor activity; protein dimerization activity. Gene Ontology annotation, cellular component: nucleus. The record is from RefSeq and is a predicted model, not a curated record.